Molecule: messenger RNA, 13035 nt
Organism: Xyrichtys novacula (pearly razorfish)
Lineage: Eukaryota; Metazoa; Chordata; Actinopteri; Labriformes; Labridae
Source: the annotation of a GenBank genome assembly
GUAAAGCUUUUACGUAGACGUCGCCGCCAUAUUGGAGGUGGCAGUUUUUAAAGAUGCCUUACUCAUGUUCAGCUUGGGGAUGUCGAAAUCGAUGCUCAGUCGAAACCAGAUCCCGAGGAGUUACCUUUCACUGGUAAGACUGAGCUUUUGCCUCUGGCUGUGUUUGACCAGUGCGUGUUAAAUUUGCUUAAACUGUGAGUAAUGCUGUGAAUCCCAAUGAAUCUGUAAACAAACAGACUUGCCUCUCUGUUGGUGUGAAUGGUUCACCUGACUUUCCCCACACUGUAAAGUUUUCCUAAAGAUAACCAGUUGAGGAAGCGGUGGGAAGUAGCCCUUAGAAGAAAGGAUUUCACUGCCACUAAGUUUUCCAGGCUCUGCAGUGAGCACUUCAGACAGGAGGACUUCGAUAGGACAGGUCAGACAGUCAGGCUCAGAAAUGGAGCUGUUCCAUCCAUCUUCAGUUUCCCAGAUCAUCCCCGAAGGGUAGGUGAUUUACCAGGCUUUGGUGGGUCAGAUAAGUCAGUGUCACACUAGGACAAAGGAUAAGAAAUCAGGAAUAUUGUCUUAUAGCACACUGAGACGCUUAAUCCAGUUCAAGUUCUUAGAGUGUUUCCCUUUUACUGUAGUCAAUGACAACCAGGACAUCUCAGACUUCAAAGAGGGCUCGAGAGAGCCUGCCAGAGGACUGUCCCCCACCUGUCCAAAAGACUGAACCUCAGACUCUACCCACUGUUGUGAGUACUAAGAUCUAGCUUUGCCCCAAACAGCUGUGAGCAUCAUGAGCAUCAUAUUUUUUUUCUUUGUUUCCUCUAGGACCACGCUUAUGCACUGCCUACAUCUAAAGACCUGAAAGCCAGGCUCAAUGAAGCCUUGGCCCAGGUAGAGAGUCUAGAAAGAGAGAUAAGGAAGGCGAGGAUGGAGAGAGAAGGAGAAAAACAAUGGUGUGUGGUCUUCUGGAGGAUCUGAAGGAGAAGAACCUCAUAAACGAAUAUAUACGUAAGCAUUUCCUCCUGUUACAAAAGGUUAUGAGGAAUGAUGUUACCUUGAAUUUUGAACAGGUAUGUUGUGUUUAGCAGUAGCUAAAGCCUAAUGUUUUUUUUUAAACUCCCUUUUUAAUAGAAGACAGGAAUCCUGUCACUUAUAUGUGAGUCAGAAUCUCUGAAACACUUUGUCUGCCAAUGUAGACGACUGACAUGUGAAACAAACUAGGACUAUUGAUAAUAGCCCACAGCAAAUUUUAGUGUUUUUGUAUAAAAUGUUACUUUAUUCAAUAAAAAAGUUCUUUCUUUUAUGGUAAAUAUACCAUUUUGCUGCCAAAAACAUAAGAAAGCAAAUGGAGGGUGUUAUCGUUUUUAGUUUUCAGACUUUGUACAUUUUCCUUUUCCAAUGAUUGUCACGAGAAUGUAAAUAAAGAAGAAUACUGUGUAUAAAAAGAUUGUUGAAAUUGAAUUGAAAGGAUCAUUUAUUUCUAAUUUAGGAAGCCCAUAGUUUCCCUAUGUACUCGUACCUGUUUCGGGGGCGGUGGUCCGGCAAGAUAUCAGGAGGUUGUUUCAUAGUUUUAAAAAAAAACUUUGUUUUAUUGUGGGAGAAUGUUUUAUUUCAUUUCCACAUUCUCACUAAAAGAAGGAAAAAAUCUUCAUUAUUUUAAAUCUGUUAAUUAUAAUUGGAAUGUUUUUCAUGCAUAAAAGUGAAUUCGGUGACAAAUAUAUUUUAUUAUAUUUCUUAAAAGAUUAGGUACUGUACAUUAAAUGUCACAUUGACCAGAUAACAAAACGGCCACUAAAACACUGAAUAUGUGUACUGAAUUAACCCCUGGCAUUUUGAUUGCUUGCUUUUAUUCUCCGUAUAUCAUUCCUAUAUAUGUGCAUUUUUUCAAUGGCGAAUCUUUGGAGGGGGGCAAAUGGUGGAAGAGACAUGCCUGAGAAGUUGCAAGUGACUUCAUGCGCCUCGAAAAGGCCAUAGGGAAUCUAAGUCUGAGGUUUGUUUUAUUUGUUUCAUCAUAUCAAUUUUCAUCUCAUAAUAAACAGAGUCAAACAAAGAUUCUAAUGUGAGUCUGUAAGGUUUUACUCGGUAGAUUGAGUUAUCAAAAAUAAUAAUAGUAAUAAAUAACUGAGACAGAGAGAGAGGUCCAAAAUCUAUCUUUUCAAUAAUUUUAUUCAUCUUAAAAAUAAAAUCACCAUUAUUAAACAUCCCAAACAGCCUCAGCCAACCAUUACCUGGCUUUCCAGUCCUGUGAUCAAACAGUCUCAUUCUUCGUUGCUAAAUCAGAUUCAAACUGUCUUCAGUGAAAAAGUUUUUUUUUUUUUCUUCUGAGAGGUUUCCCUCUUUUGUCUAAAAAUAUCCUGUGAAAUAUCAGUAUUUGAAGGUUGCUGAAAACUGAUACUGUGCAGUCAAAACAUAGCCAAUGCUUUAAAACCAUGUACAUCCUCAAUUAUUGUCAUAUAAACAAAAAAGUAGGCUAUUGCAGAAUCAAACACCACAUCCCAUCAGCUGUGUGAUAAUAGUUUGCCAUAACUGUGUAGAUGGUAUACUGGAUUUCAGGUGCAUUUUAGUAGCUUAUAGCUGAAAUUAGUAGUUUGAUCCUGUGUUUUAAUCCUAUCAUUCCCUGUCAGAGAGUCCCAGCUCAUAAUGCAAAGCCCUUUGGCCUGAUCAUCAUCCUGACAGCUUUGAAAGACUGUCUGUCAUUGGUUGGGUAAUAUUCUGAGGAUAUGUUAUGCCAUGUCCCCCAGAAAAUCCCAUCCCGGACUCCUUUGUAUUUUCCAACAUAGUAUCUCCCAUUCAGAUUUGCAGCCAUGCAGGCGUCAAACCACCAGCCGGAGCUGUAGUAGGCCCCACAGUUCCCUGAUGGAUACCGGUCGUGGUCUCUGUCCGGGGUAGUGAAAGCUCUGUUGUUGUGAUCAUAAGUCUUGCUGAAGCGAAGAGCAUCACCUGCAGUACCUGAGUAUCCCCCAACUGUCAGUCUGUAGCGCAACCGUUCACUGGCCACCCUGAAGAGCUUGUACUCUGCAAACUCCAUCACCCCGUCAAAGUCCUCCAGCUCCACCCGCAGCAUCAUGUCCCUGUCCCGUGUCAGAAGGUGGAUCAUGUUGUUGCCCAGCCAGAACUCUCCUCCUUCAAGCUUCCCAAAACCUGAUCGGUACUCUGCCCAGGUACGGUUGAAGCUCACACUGCCAUCCUGGCGGAGUUGCAGGAGGGUCCAUCCUCCACCCUCAAGCUCCAUGUCACAGAAGACCCGGAAGCUUCUGCUGCGGAGGUCGGGGGUCACCAGGUACACUCCACUUUUUGUCUCCCCUCUGAGCAGGUGGUCGGAGCAGUCUCUCACCAUGGUAACUGCAGGUAAAAUGGAGGGAAAAUAUUAAGAAUAACAUCCAUAUUUCCUUUAGAAAUGUGCCCACAUCUUCAAGAGUAAUUAAACUGAAGUCCUUAGGUGGCAGGUGACAUCAUCUUGCAGCUGUGUAAAACUGUGAAAUGAGGUCAGUAGUGCAACCUGCCAGUGAUAAACUACUUUUCCACAAUAAAAGAUUUAGUGUUUUGGCUCCCUUUAAUGGUGGACCUCCAGAGUGGUGAGAUGAAUUAAAACAGUUCAAGAAAGAAGUGUAUAUUUGAAUAUGUAAAAGAUAAGAAAAUUACUUCCUUUUUCACUAGCGCUUGUUUUGCUGAUUUUGUUUGUUAAAUCAAAAAUAAUGAAGUGAUGUCUUGUUUAAAUAAAAAAAGAUGAACAAAUGGGGCAAUCAUUAUGAUAUUUGAUUAAUGAACUUGACCAAUUUCAAAUUAAAAACUUUAACUAAAAAUCCCUCUGAGAAAGCAGCCCUCCACUGAAAGAUACAGUAAAGCUGUAGUCAAUACAUAGUUGUGGUCUCACCAGUAAUAACAACGACCAUACAGCCAUAUGUUUUGCACAAGUCCCUGAUCCUCCUCUGAUGUAUGGGACAAAGAUGUUAUUGGACCACACAAUUGCAGAAUAAUUUACAGUCUUUGAGGAUCAUCAGUGCUUACAGUGUGGUCUUUUAGCUCAAAUUCCUUUCAGCGCAUGUUUUUCGGAUGCUGUAAUAAUCACUCACAUACCGAUGCGCAACAAGUCUACAGUUUUCUGUGCCUAUUUAUUCUGAUGUAAUUUCAGCAUAAGACAAAACAUUUGUAUGAGCCUGGUUGUCAAUUCAAAAUAUGUUUGUUGUGACGGUAGAUACUCAAAAAAAAUCUCUGGUUGAAACAAAUUAAGAGCAACACCUGGUACACAUGCUACUUUCAUUACACGCACGCUCUGUCUGUAAAAUAUAACCCCUGUGUUAAGAUCUGAGCAUAAAGUAAAAAAUUAUCAGUUAUGUUAGAAGAAGUUUCUCUUGCCUGCUGGUGGUUUCAGUGUCGGCUGUUUGCUCUUUGUCCUGUCAGGCCUGCUGUUGUCCUCCUUUGGACGUCUGUCUGCUGGUAUUAGGCUGUUAUUGAGGAAAGCAGUCUGGUUGAUCUUCACACGUAACUCUCGUGCACUGGGGGUUGAAGACUCAGCAGCCGGGGGUUCAAGGCCAGAGGUGGUCGGGGUUGUUGACCUUAUGCCAGGGGUGACUGUUGAGGUAACUUGAACUGUGGGGGUAGGGGCUGGAACCAUGGUUUUGUCUGGAUCUGGAGUUGGUCUGACUGCUGUUUCCUGCACAUGGUGAGCAUUUUGGCUGGGGUCAGUUUUUGAAGCUCGAUUUGGGUUUGUGGAUCUUGGACUCGUGGUUGUGGCAACGCUUGGAGGGAUCCCACGCAGGAUUUUGUUUGGUCUUGUUGUCAUUUGGAUCCACAGUGGUGGACUGGUUGUUUUUGGCCUUAGAUCAGACAUGAUCCUGCUGUUAGGACUCCUCGUGAAUCCCUCAGGGUGGAUCUGAAAAUGAGGGAGGGGUCCAGUGUUGAGGCUGUUGGAGGUCGUUGGACCUAUAGUGAUAGUUUUCAUGUUGUUUUGGUUCUUGGGUUUGAUAUCAGUGUUCCCUGGGGGAUGACUCACUUCAUGGUCUGAUGCAGGGGGGAGGUCAGUUUGAGAGUUUUGGAUGCCUUCUAUUAAAGUCCCACUGAUUUGAGGAAGAUCUGAAUCUGUUGCAGUCUCUGGAUUUGGCUCCGGUUGCAUUGCUGCCUUUGGUCUUUUAGCAGGCGUGUCUCCUGGCUUGAUUAUGGGUCUGGUUGGUGCCUUAUGUCUUGGCAGGGGCCUUUGUGGUAAUGUUUUGUUUCUUUCAGGUAAAGCUUUGGGGUCAAGGUUGGGGAUUUGUCCGCGCUGAGUUGUUUUAGGUCCAUUAUUGGUUCGUGUUUGAUCAGGUUUCGGCCUCGGAUUUGGUUUUGUCUUUGGGCCUGUUCCAAGUUUUGGAUGUUUUUGGUUUGGUUUGGAUACUUGACCUGGUUUAGGGUUCAGAUUGUUUUUAGGGAUUUUCUGUCCAGGCUUUGGCCUCUCUUCUGUCAAAGGCUUUUGGUUAGGAUUUGGUGUGUGGUAUGUUGUUUCUCCUUGUUUAGGUUCAAAUUCAGGUUCUUGAACGGAUGAGAAAGACUGUUUUGGUGUAUAUCUUUGGUCUGGUUCUGGUUUGUCUUCACUUUCUGGCUUUUUUGGUGGUUUUUGAUUUUGAUCAGGUUUGUCAAUUAAAAAUGGAUGGAGCAGGUUCUUGUCAGGUUGAACUUCCGGUUCAGGUUCAGAUUCAGGUUCUUGAACAGGUGAGAAAGACUGUUUUGGUGUAUAUAUUUGGUCUGGUUCUGGUUUGUCUUCAUUUUGUGGCUUUUUUGGUGGUUUUUGAUUUUGAUUAGGUUUGUCAACUAAAAAUGGAUGGAGCAGGUUCUUGUCAGGUUGAACUUCAACAUUUGGGUGAUCACGGUCAGUCAAAGGGUUUUUGGGAGAACCUGUCGUAUUUUCAGUUUUAGGUCUUUGAUUUGGCGUGGGUCUGCGGACUGGUAGAAAAAAUCUUGGAUGAGUUGUUGGCUUUGGAGGAGGAUUUUGGUUUCCAUCAGUUGUAUAUCCAUGGUCAAGCUUUGGUAUUUGAUCAGUGGAUAAGUUAUCAGGUGAAUGUGUUUGGUCAGAUUUUUUACCUUGAACCCAUACAGAGUCUUUACUGGUUUUGGAUUUCUGGUCAGUCGUUGGUUUUUGAUGAGUAGGCUUCUUCUUCUGGUCAUACUUUGUUGAUUUGUCUGGCAAAGGGGCUCGGUCAGGUUUACCACUUGUCUUUGGAUUUUUAAGCUUUUGGUCUGCCUCAGGUUUAGGCUUUUCACCGCGUUUUGGUGCCUGGCCUGGUGAAGGUUUAACACCAGUCUUUGAGUUGGAGCUGAUGUUCCUUUUAGCUGCCCAACGGCUUUGGUCCAGGACUCCUGGUAAUGUAGUUGUGUGUAAAUUCUGAUGAGGAGUUGUGGUGGAUGAAGUUUUUGUGCUGGUUGCAGUGGACAUGGUGGUGGGUAUCCGCUGUUUAAGGCCACCAAGUGGGCCUAAAGUAGCUGAUGUUGUUGUGCUCCUGAAGCCCGCCUCCGCACCAGGACUUGGCGAUUCAGAAAUAUCACCUGCUCUCAAGCCUGUACUUUGGGUUGGAAAGUACAGGGUCUUUUGGUCAUAUUUUGUUGAUUUGUCUGGCAAGGGGGCUCGGUCAGGUUUACCACCUGUCUUUGGAUUUUUAAGCUUUUGGUCAGCCUCAGGUUUACGCUUUUCACCGCGUUUUGGUGCCUGGCCUGGUGAAGGUUUAACACCAGUCUUUGGGUUGGAGCUGAUGUUCCUUUUAGCUGCCCAAUGGCUUUGGUCUGGGAUUCCUGGUAAUGUAGUUGUGUGUAAAUUCUGAUGAGGAGUUGUGGUGGAUGAAGUUUUUGUGCUGGUUGCAGUGGACAUGGUGGUGGGUAUCCGCUGUUUAAGGCCACCAAGUGGGCCUAAAGUAGCUGAUGUUGUUGUGCUCCUGAAGCCCGCCUCCGCACCAGGACUUGGCUGUUCAGAAAUAUCACCUGUUCUCAAGCCUGUACUUUGGGUUGGAAGUCCAUCAGGAGUUAUUUUCUUGCCCUGAUCGACAUCUGCGAUCAGAUGUGGAGUGGAGCUUGACAGAGGAGGCGAUGGAAGAGAUGACGUAAUGGUUAUAGCUUCGUUCAAGUCCAUGGAGUCGUGCCUCGGAGCUGCACUAAUGAUCGAGUCAGUCGGGCUGAUGGAAACAAAGUCUGUCCACUCAGUUGACUUACUUGACUCUAAUUCUCCAUCACCGUCUCUCUGUAAACUUUGGACUGUUUUUUCUCCUCCUGUUUUGAUCUCCUUCCCUGUUUCCCCGUCCUCCUCCACUGCCCCCUCUUUUAUAGUCCUCUCUUUUUCUGCACGCUCGAUGCUUUCAGUCUGUUUUGGUUUCUCAUUAUUUCGCUCCACUUUUAUUCCCUUUUCCAUUUCCUUUCUCCUCUCCUCCCUCUCCCGCUCUCGCUCCUUAUUUGUAUGCUCAUUGCGGCCCUCAGACAUCUUCAUUUCAUCACGGUCCCUGUCCUCUUCAGGUUGAGUCCUUUUCCCUGUUUCCUUUGUCUCAUCUCCCCACACGUAAUGGUCCCUGUCUUCUAUUUUCUCCCUGUCUUUUUUAUUACUUGUUAUUGUUCCCUCUGUAUCUUUCUCCAAGAUACCGUCUCCAUUAGCUUUUGAAUUCCCCUUCCCAUCUUUCUCUUUGCCAAUGUCUGACUCUGUCUCUCUGUUAUAUUUGUCAACAACUUUCUUCCUGUCCGUAUCCACUAUUCUCUUAUUUUGAUUUGUUGUUGGCACUUUUGGAGCCUGUCCUAAUUUGUCCUUUUCUUUUGCCCCCUCCGUUUGCAUUUUUCCAUCUUUUUCUCCUACGUCUUUCUCAUUAUCUUUUACGACCAUUUUAUCACUCCCUCUUUCUGCGUCCCAUUUCUCUCUCUCUUUCUCCUCCAACUUUUCUCUUUUCUCAGAAUCAAUGUCACCAUCUCUCUCUGAAGUCUUUUCUGCUUUAACCCUGUCUGUCCCACACUCCUGACUGUCAUUUUUCAGCCUCUCUGUGUCUCUCUCAUUCAGCCAGCCCCUCUCAUCCUUAAAUUGAUCUUUCCUUUCAUUCACAUCAUCAUGGUCUCUUUCUCUCUGCUUCCCACACUCUCUCUCAGUUUGGCUUACUGUACAGUCUGUGCACAUCUUCCUCAGUUGAUCCACAUUGUCUUUCAGUUGUUGCAGAUCCUCUACAAUUUUCUCCAGCUCUCUGAGCUCCUUUGGCAAGUGGAAAGUCAGCGGCGGCAGACUGAAUAGGUAUGGGCAUGUGCUCCCAUCCUGCCCCUGUCUGCAUGACCCCUCAGGUCUCAGGGUUGCAGCACAGGGCCCAAAUCCAUGAUCCCCCAAGAAGUCUUCUUCUUCAGAGUCUGCCGUUGUCCAGAAGAGGCUGAAGAAGGCCAGCAGGGUCCCACAUACACGCAGUGCUGUUAACCUCAUCACGUCCUGGCAGUAAAUGAGUAAAAGAGAGGCGCGGGAGAGUGUUAAAAAGACCCACCUCAGUUUGAGGAGCGCAGUGACAGUGAGAGGAGGAGAGGAGGUGGGAGGGAGAAGAGGAGGGAGCAGGACUGAUGGAGCUGUUUGGUGGAAAGAGAGUCUGUGAAAGAAAUGAGGAGCAUGCUUUGAGAGCGAAACAGGUGUGAUAAAAAAACAGAAAGGGUGGGAGGCGGAGUGUGUGGAUGAGUUUGUUGGUCGAAUAGGGGAUGGAUACAGAUAAGAAAGAGGCGUGAGGAAAUGUCUUAAUAUUUCUUCUUUGGAGCACGUUGAAUUACUCGUGAUUGUUGCUUAUCUGUCAUUAGACGGCAUAAACGAUGUGAGGGCUUUGUGUCUUUUCUGUGAUCCUCCUAUUACAUUCCAGAGUAUCAUCAGUGUAAUCACAGCACUUGAUGAAGACCAUUUGGGAUGCAUCAUCUCUCAAUACUGCAGCAUCACGCCCGUGAAUUCACAUGUGUGUCACAGUCGCUUUGGCAGGAACUCCCCGUGUUUCCUUUGUGGGGUCAGCGAGCAUGUGAGUGACAGAUAAGACAGAUCGAAAUCUGAGGCAAAAUAUCAGCUGCUGUGUCGGGGCCAAGAGUCUUUUAGGCAGAUUUUCGAGGACAUACUGUAUUUCAUUUUGCUGUAAGCUGUUCGGUUUACUACAGCCUCGAAGUAAUGAAAGUCAGGAAUGUCCGAUUUGUCCAAGGCUGCUUCAUUCAAAUGCAAUGUCGGGGGAGAGGCAUUUCUCAUGUGUUUUUGAAUUUAAUGCAGACAGUACUAAUCCUUAACAAGUGCUGGGAGUGGUGAGGCGAUCUUACUGCAUGCACACGCUCCGCUCAUCCAGGUUUUUGUUUUGGGCUCACUCACUGUGCCUGCAUAUAGUUAGAAAAAAGGAGGAAACACAAUCACAUGAGCUAAAUGAGGCAUCUGCUUGGCAGGGAGUUUAGAUAAUGAGGCUUCAGUUUCUCAGACUGGGGGUGUAAAUGUCAGUCCCACCACAGGAUAUGAAAUAUGAGUGAUAGCACACAAUGCCAGCCUGUUCAGAUAUUUGUCUGCUUUAAACCCUUGUUAGACAACUUGAGUUGUCUUGUUUUUAGACCGCAAAGAAACACGACCCUGGUGCUUUUUUGGUUCUCCGUAUUGGCCUGAUACUACUUUCGCACAAAGUCGAAGAGAUUUCUCAGCUGGGCUUUUAUUAUGACAAAGGAAACCAUUUGUUUGGCGUGAUGACUGUGGGAAACAUUAGGUGAGCAAAGAAAAAAGAGUUAAGGUAGAGGAAAACAGCUCUCAGUCACAGCACUGGCCUGCAAGUUUAUUGUGAAGUCUGUAAAAACAAUACGUCACAUGGAGCAGAACAUCUUUACAGGCUUCUGUUUGCGCAAAUGUGCUGCCUCUGUGGCUGAGAAAUAAUUCAAACAGACAGUAUAAAGGUUUUUCUGCCCCUUCAUGUAAAGAUGGUGAAUCUGUAUUAUCUAUCUCUAUCACGCCUUGGAUGACUCUAGUAAGCAGGGUUGACCCCUUCUUCUCUCUCUGUACUAACGCAGCGAUGAGCUCAUUUGACAUUUGGCAGCUGCUGGCAGGAUAAAAAGCAGGAACAAGUAUCCUUUCCCCUUUCACAAUCCACUCAGCACUUCAUCAGCCUACAAAUAGUAUUAGAGAAAUGUUUACACUCUCAAGAGUCUCCUGUCUGCACACCAGGCUGUAAUGAUUUAUUAUCAGAGCCAAAUCUUUGCAGCACAACCGAAAAGGUCACUUCUUCGCCACAACAAACUAACCAGUUACAUUUAAUAGAAGUUGACUUGGUUGAUUUGUUUGCUGCCACCCAGUCUAAAUGACUAAAUAUGUUCUGGAUGGCAGCAGGGCACCACGAGCGGCUCUAUUGUUCUCAACAAUACCUCCAACUCCUGACUUUACCCAUUUAUGGACAGCAGGUUUUUUUUCUCCUCAGGGUGCCCUCUCGGGAUUCAGUGUUUUGAAUUCCCCCGGUGAGCUGGCUAAGCCUACUCUCUGUCCCAGAUCAUGUAAACACAGUGCUUUUUUCCAUACAGACCAGUACAAACAUCUAACCAGCAGUCCAGUUCUGCUGCCUGGGCUUCCUGGCAGAGCACUUCAUCUCCAUCUGCUUUGGGCAGAGGAGCCAAUGUCGUCGGUCAUGUCUGUUAUUUGCAUAAGUGUCCCAUUUCCAACGGGACUGGAGUGAACCCAAAGACUUUCCUGCUCCAGCACCAACCAGCCUGUUAUAACACCACAGUCAGUCCGUCUGAAGUUACAAUCUAAACACUAUAUUCCUACUGUGUGCAUACUGAGAGCAAUAAACAUAAAUAAACUUAGUGGAGGACACAGUUAGAGGAUACAACACCUGCCUCAUUCUCAUUGUGCAAUAUGUAUUUAUUCAAGGAUCAUCCUUUGUCCCCUUUUCACUACCCCACACACACAAAUGUACAUUAUGCACACAUUGUCAGUCCCAGCAAUAGUUUAAAUCUUCUGUCACUGAUACAUUCCUUUGCCAUGAGAAUGAUUUUUAUCAGCCUAUUGAUUGACGGUGAUUUAUAAAAAUGAAGCAACCAAGUGUGUCUAACAUCUGGGCUGGAUUUCCUCAGCCAGCCAACACAGAUAUUGUCAGGUCAAUUUCUGUUAAAUCCAAAACCUGGACUUUAUUAAGACUUUGUUUGAAAUUGAAAUCUUAAAAUCAUUUUCACUAUGAAAAAUAUGCAACACAGACACAGAGUGGAAAUAGUUAUCUGCUGCUGUGUUUGAGUGUUUUCUGUUUUUUUAGGUCCUAUGGCAAAUACUCUUCAGAGACACUUGCUGUAAAAGAAUUCAAGAUUAGGUUUCUUUUUUUAUAUUAUACCCUGAUGUUUUUACUGAUUGGAUUUGGGCUGCAGUCUGCGUCUGUCCCAGCUGCGCUAAAUCAAAAACAUGUGGAUGGACUGGAUGUAAAUGCACAGUGGGGUGUGACCAGGUUUAUAGUGAAAACUCAUAUUUUGUUGACCUACUUAUUUUCACUGUGCAGGUUUUGUGCCAGUUAGGACGUUUGAGGGCAUUUCAUGUGAAUGAAAACAUUAUUUCAACUUACUGGAGAACAUGAGUGAAAGGAAAUAUUCAGAAUUUUACCUGAGUAAUAGUUACAUUCAUGUUUCAAAAGGUUUACCAUUAAGAAUAUUGCUAGUAUUUCUUAUCCAAUUUAAACAAUAGUCAAAGCUUGUUAUAUUUUCUCUGUUAAUUUGCAAUUUCACCAUAUUGUGAAUUCUAUUCUACCUACAACGAAGUACAAAGUGAAACAAAAUUGACAUUCUAUACCUUAAAAUUGUAUGAACUCUAGAGUACUUUUCAGUUACUUUGUACAGCAUUUCUGCUCUGUGUUUUCCAUGACAAACUCUGCUGCUGUUAAAGAAUUAGCUGGUUUUGUAUUUCACAAUAUAUAGGUCUCUUGCGCUGCAACGCAACUACUGUUUACUUUAUUGCUUACACAUACUGUUCCCACCAAUACAUUAUUGCCAACUGCCCCCACCACCUGCACUUUAAGUUAUAUGUUAACAUAUAAAGCAUUUUUCUGGUAGUAAGGUAUGCAUGUGCAUGCUACUGUGUAUAUACUUAGACACGCAAGACAUAUACAUAUAUAUAAAUAUAUAUUUAUCACUUUUCUUCUGUUGAAUUAGACUUGUUUCUUUUGUAUUAUUAUAUAUUCUUUGUACUUUUUUGUACCGUGGAAUUGAGAUAAAUGUCAAACACACAUGGCAGAAACUAACAAUAAAAAAGCUAGACUUGUUAACGUGCUAUAAGAUUAUUCUCCCCGUCUCUGCUCCUGGUGUUAUGGUAACCUAAAAUAACUUUCACUUUAUUACCCUGCAAACUGUUUUCCUCCAAGAAAUUGUUAAAUCGCCAGACCCGAGUCCAACCCAAAGAGCAAUUUGGAUCAUAAGAAGUAAACAAUUAUCAUUUGAAAGUAAGCUGAUGUCAGUGCUGAAGAACAAUGUGUAUCCACCCCAUCACUCUGGCAGAUUAAGAGCUCUUCUGCGGCUGCAAAUGUGGAGAAAAAUAACAAGUAAAUGGGUGCGGACUGAGGGAGAGAGGACUACUUGACAGAACAAAUGAGAGAAUUGUAACUUUCAACAUCUUCUCUGGGUUUGUUUCAAUUUUCUAUCAUAACAAACUGAGUACUUUUAUACAAAAUGAGCGUGUGCAUGAAGGCUGCAAUCUAUUCAGAGUCCAGUUAUGUAAUAGUGACAUUUAUUGAAUAAUGCUUUGGAAAAUCUUGGAUGCAAUAAAAUACAGGGACUAACCAGAUCUUAUUGUGAAACAUUUGAGAGGUCAGUGAGAGAGAUGUUUGUCACAGGAUCAUUCACUGCAUUAGAUAACCACUACUAUACCGCCACCUUGUGACAGAGUAAGAACACUUCUAGUACACAAAUUCAUUACAUAUCCUGAUUGCUUAACCCUACUAUGAGGACUGUGACGUGCACCGAUCAGCCGUGACAUUAUGACCCUCGAGUGGAGUGAAUAAGACUGAUUAUACUGUGACAGUGGCCCCUGAAGGUAGAUAUAGGGUAUGUUAGGCAACAAGUGAACAUUUUGUCCCCAAAGUUAAUGUAUUGGCAGAAGGGAAA